GUCCUGCGUAACCUGGUCAAUUCAAGUUGUGAUCAGCCAAUUGGCUACCCAAUUUUUGUCAGCCCGCUGACCACCAGCUUUGUCGGCUGUCACGCCCAACUUGCUACAUCCACAGGUUUCCCCGUAGAGCUCAGUCCUUCUGGCCUUCGCGAAACCUCUGCACGUUACCUGAGUCAUAACAUCGCCUGUUUAAGGAAUUGGAUAUUGACUCAUUGUCGUCGACGCCAAAAUUCUACCCAACCUCAUACUCAGGACUCAUUGCAGCAGAAUUAUUCUAAAUGCCAUCGUCGCCAAGUUUUAUAUAGGCAAUGCUCAAUGCGCAAAGGGCACGAUCUACAUCAUCAGAAACAUCCUUGGGGACGCAGUCCUCCACAUCGAUAUAAUCACUUCUCUCCUCUGCUACAAUUCCCCAUACAUACUGAAGGCAGUCGUGACAAGUCUCGCACCCCAAAUGACAUUGCGGUUGGAUGUCAUUCUAACCAGACUAGCCACCAGCUGCUGGAUGAGGUCCAGUCAAGCCGAACUGGACACAAGCAAAGGCGAAGCCAUAUUCCGAACGGACAGCCCAAGGGGCUGAUUAUCUGCCGACGGAGCCAUGAAUCCCGACAACAUGAAUGCUAUCCCCAACUUGAGAAUCUCUUACAGUCAUUGACCUCGAGCCAAAACGAUACUUUUCAUUGGCCGAGGCGUCAAGGUCAUCUGCCGAGACGACAUCUAAAUAGGAACCAUAGGCUGCAUCACCACCUAGCACGUCAACAAAGCGACUUUCAUCACGAACCCAUUCCGGCCUUAUUGACAAGUGAAUCUCCAACCCGAAAUUCUAGAGUAAACCUAUCACAUCAAAAUGUCAAUGAAGUGAUUGAUUUGCGCCGUCCAGGUAAUAGGGUUGUCACUCACUGUGCCUCAGCAACACCUAUUGCCUCUCCCCUUCGCAAUAGUUCGCCGACUGCCAAAUGCAUUGCCGACUCAUGCCGAACAACUGGCCAGAGUAUCGGUCCCGGUAACGAUACUUACAAACCAUCAGAUGAAUGCCCUGAGUUAUCCGGGUCUCCACCUUGGCAAUUGGUCAGACAACCGCCCGUUUGUGUAGAUGGCCUGGCUGAUGGAGACAUCGCAAAGACUGCAGCGUGGCGAUCAGGUAAAUGUGCCACCACGGUUGACAUGCGCUCCUGCUCUUGUCUCCUUUUCUUUCAUUCCGAUAGUGAUGUUCUCUCGGCUAGGUCAUUUGAUUUUUGCUGUUAA
Protopolystoma xenopodis is the source of this 1242-nucleotide messenger RNA. Lineage: Eukaryota; Metazoa; Platyhelminthes; Monogenea; Polystomatidea; Polystomatidae. The record is from the annotation of a GenBank genome assembly.